AUAAUACGCACGGCAGAACCCUUUAAUUGCGUCAUUUCCGUCACAUGUAAUAUAAAGGAUCUGACCGAGUGAAGGGUGAAACUUUCAGAGAUUGAAAGUCUUUUAAAUGUUCUAGUAGCUGGAAGAUGAACACCGCUCUGAAGCAGUGGAAGGAGGCGUCCACCCUAAUCCUUACCGCAGGACGCAGGCUCGGUGCGGACAGUUUGUCGUCAAGAACUCCGCUGGACGGCAACGGAGCAGCGACACAGUCGCCGCACAGCUCCCAGUUUGAUUACGACGUGCUGUUGCUCAAACGAAGCGCUAAAAGCACAUUUAUGCCCAACGCCUAUGUGUUUCCCGGCGGUAUGGUGGACUCUUCAGACUUUUCAAGUGAUUGGUUAGACGUCUUUAAAUCUUUUCUUAAUUCCCCUGGUUUUGGUUUAAGGAGCGUUAAGCAGCCCGUGGAGAACAGACCCCCGAUUUUUGCCACAAACCGAUUAAAACUCGGCUCUCCCAUCCCGGGGGAAGUCGCCCUGAGAAUUUGUGCCGUUAGAGAGACGUUUGAGGAAUCAGGAGUGUUGCUGAUUGUGCCUAAAAAGGAAGAGGAGCGUAUUUUAAAAAGCUUUCAGGACACACGUUUUAGUCAACAUCACACAGAACAUAAACUGUGUUGUGAUGAACUCUCAAAGUGGAGGGCAUUGGUGAACAAGGACCCCUCCAACUUCAAGAGGAUGUGCCAGGAGUUGGAGAUUUUGCCCAAUAUCUGGGCUUUACAUGAGUGGGCGAACUGGCUGACCCCCACCGCCAAAUAUGGGAGGACGAGGUUUGACACAGCUUUCUUCGUGUGCUGUUUGCAGGAGAUGCCCAGCACGCUGCAAGAUGAUAAGGAAAUUGAGCGCUUUCAGUGGUCCACACCCUCAGAGAUCCUGCAGAGCUACCAGGCACGGCGACUUUGGAUUGCUCCUCCGCAGUUCUACGAGCUCAGCCGGAUGUGCUGCUUCCCGCUGCUGAAUGACCUCCACAGCUUCGCCCACCAGCGGGCAACAGAAGGCUGCGAUCAGUGGAUGCCUGUUAUCGUCCUUCAAGAUCAGCAACACAUUUCUCUGCUCCCAGGGGACAGACUUUAUCCGGCAGACCCUUCAAAGCUGACCGAGAACGAUCACAAAGACUCUCAGUUGGAGGAUCCAACAGAUAAUUCUGAUUUGCACCGUAUGGUGAUGUCAGAUCCUUACACUACAACCCUACAGGUCACUGUCAAACCCAAGUAUAACCACCUGCUCCCUGUUAUGGCGCCAGCCUUGUCACAUAAUCCAAAAAGUCAACUUUGACCUGCACUGAAACAUCUUUUUGUUUGUUUGGUUUUUGUUUGCACACAAUUGCAAAAAGACGUUGACAUGAAAUUUACUGGCAGUAUGUCUGCUGCUGAAUUCUGAUCACUAAUAACUGCAUCAAGUUCUGUUGGUGUCUGUGUUACUUUAAAUUUCUCAUAUUGAAAAGGAAAAAAAACUAAUUGUAAUUUGGAUAGCUUGCAUUUAUUUUUAUUUUGUAUAAAAUGGCUACUAAUUACCUAAGUUGGUUUUAAUUUUAAACAAAAAUGCAAAAAUGUGAAUAAGCACAAUUAUGUACUGUACAGCAGCACAGUUGCUCUGACUAAAGCAAUGCUAGUGAAGUAUUCUGUUUGAUAAAAGGUAUUUUUUAUUUUUUGGAACAAAGUUUGUUUUUCUGUGUUGUCUUCAGUGAACUUAUUGCCAGGAAGAUUUUUUUUCUCUUGACUUCAAAAUAAAGGAAAAAAAAUAAAUGUCUUGGGUUUCUCUUGUAUAAAAUAUUCUGAGGUGAAUUAUAGCAGUAACAUUGUUGUAAAAUUAAUAUUAUAAUAAAUGUUCUUUCACCUUAAGUCUACAUCCCAAUUUUCUGACUUAUUUUAUCAUGACUAAUGCAAUUAAUAGAGAGAUGUAAUUUAUUUUGAAACAGUCCGGUGCCUUUAAAUCUGAUUAAGUAGUUCAGUCUGUUUGUGCUUUUAACUGCAUAUCUUCUCCAUUGACAAAAAACUGUUUAUUUCUCAUUAUGGACUCUUUAUUUUCAUUUUUAUAUAUUUUCAAGUAUAUUUUGGAACUUUUAUUGUAAGAUAUAAAAAAUGGCAAUAAAUCAAGCACUGCAGAUGCUCAGAGACACCAA
Messenger RNA from Gambusia affinis (western mosquitofish), 2154 nucleotides. It is a transcript of the gene nudt19, whose product is annotated as nudix (nucleoside diphosphate linked moiety X)-type motif 19. Gene Ontology annotation, molecular function: hydrolase activity, acting on acid anhydrides, in phosphorus-containing anhydrides. The transcript is spliced from 3 exons. NCBI's taxonomy places the organism in Eukaryota, Metazoa, Chordata, Actinopteri, Cyprinodontiformes, Poeciliidae. Gene Ontology annotation, cellular component: mitochondrion. Bases 126 to 1307 code for a protein of 393 amino acids. The record is from RefSeq and is a predicted model, not a curated record.